UGAGACAUUUCUCUAAUGAACAGGGAAACCUGCCAACAACCCCUUAAGAACAUCAGUCUGAUCAACACGAUCUUCCAUCCUCGGGAGAGAAAAGGGGUUUUGUCGCUGCAUUCGUUCUUUCGGAAAUCAGUGGAAUCUGGUAUACUGGCCAAGAGACCGGGACAAGCGCGUUGAGAUAAAGAGAGUCCAGCGAUACCAUCUUCCCACAUGGAGGACACUUGGGACAGGAUGGAGACCCAGAGCCAGGUCGUGGACAGGUUGCGGUCGGUGUUUCGUUCGGGCAUCACGAUACCAGUGGAGUUUCGCUUGACUCAGCUGAACAAGCUCAUGUCCAUGAUCCAAGAGAACGAGGAGCAGAUUUUAAAGGCACUACACGAAGACCUCGCAAAGCCAAAAUUUGAGGCCAUCAUGUCCGAGGUCGAUAUCGUGGUCAACGAGCUGUACUUUGCCAUCGCUAACUUGACAAGCUGGAUACAGCCGGAGUACGUCAGCAAAAACCUGGCCACAAAGCUAGAUGACUGUUUUGUACGGCGGGAGCCGCUGGGAGUGGUGCUGAUCAUCGGGCCGUGGAACUACCCGCUGCAUCUCCUUCUCCUACCUUUGGUUUCAGCCAUUGCUGCAGGAAACUGUGCCGUCAUCAAGCCUUCAGAGGUCAGCGCCCACACAGACCGUCUGAUGGCAGAGCUCAUAACCAAAUAUUUGUCUCAGGACUGUUACACAGUUGUUCGUGGUGCAGCAGAGGAGACCACGACACUUCUGCUGAAUCGCUUUGACCACAUCUUCUACACAGGUUCUCAGACUGUGGCACGCAUCAUCAUGCGGGCUGCCUCAGUCCACUUGACCCCGGUGACCUUGGAACUGGGUGGCAAGUGUCCGUGCUUCAUAUACGGCCGGGUGGACAUCGCGGCCGCUGCUCGCCGCUUGGUGUGGUCAAAGUAUUUCAACGCCGGCCAGAGCUGCGUAGCUCCGGACUACGUGCUCUGCUCGCCUGACACGAGGGACGCCCUGCUGCCCGCACUGCGCCAGACCCUGGAGGAAUUCUACAGCAAGGAGCCUCAGACCAGCCCCGACAUGUCUCGCAUCGUGUCGCCCCGACACUGGACUCGACUGAUGGAGCUGCUCAAGAGGUCCGCUGGCAAGGUUGUGGUGGGAGGAGAGAGCGACCAGGAAGACAAGUACAUAGCUCCCACAGUGCUGGUGGACGUGGCCGAGGACGACGCCCUGAUGGCGGAGGAGAUCUUCGGCCCCAUCCUGCCCAUCCUCACCGUGGAGUCUCUGGAGGAAGGCAUCGCCUUAAUCAACCGCCAAGAGAAGCCGCUGGCCCUCUACGUCUUCUCCGACGAGUCAUCUGUGGUAAACACCGUUCUGGAGAAGACCAGCAGUGGAGGAUUCUGCUCUAAUGACGGGAUCAUCCACAUGUGCCUGCCGACCCUGCCCUUCGGAGGUGUAGGGACAAGCGGAUAUGGCAGCUACCACGGCCGCUGGGGCUUCGAGACAUUCAGCCACCGGCGGGCCUGCAUGCUUCGUGGCUGGGCUCUGGAGAGACUCAACGGUCUGCGCUACCCGCCGUACACAGAAACCAAAUUGAGCUGGCUGCGCUGGACCACCUCGGCCAAGAGCAGCUGCUCGCUCAUGUGAUAACGGGCUGUGUGUGCGUGUGUGUGUGUGUGUGUGUGUGUGUGUGUGUGAAGAUGACGCUUUUUAAUACUGUGCGUAUGGAUGUGAAUGUUUGGGACAUUCAACUAGAAACGGGAUUAAUCCUACUUUAAUAUCCAUCUGAUAUGUUGGGAAGUUGUCAUUAUUGUUAAAGGAAGAUUUUAUAUCUUCAGUGCUUUAAGAAUAUAUCCAAACUCUGUAUUUUCUCCCAACUGCGAAAAAAAAUCCCAUUUUUUUCUCAUAUUGUUAUGUAUUCUGGUUAAUGCAAUUAUUUUACGAAUAAAACCAUUUAAAUUUG
Molecule: messenger RNA, 1954 nt
Organism: Anarrhichthys ocellatus (wolf-eel)
Lineage: Eukaryota; Metazoa; Chordata; Actinopteri; Perciformes; Anarhichadidae
Gene: aldh3b1
Product: aldehyde dehydrogenase 3 family, member B1
Exons: 10
Coding region: 208-1638 (476 amino acids)
Biological process (GO): aldehyde metabolic process
Cellular component (GO): cytoplasm
Molecular function (GO): 3-chloroallyl aldehyde dehydrogenase activity; aldehyde dehydrogenase (NAD+) activity
Source: RefSeq, a predicted model, not a curated record